Messenger RNA from Anopheles stephensi (Asian malaria mosquito), 4841 nucleotides. RefSeq names its product SPRY domain-containing SOCS box protein 3 (gene SP555). Lineage: Eukaryota; Metazoa; Arthropoda; Insecta; Diptera; Culicidae. Gene Ontology annotation, molecular function: protein binding. The coding region runs from base 806 to 2023 and encodes 405 amino acids. The record is from RefSeq and is a predicted model, not a curated record. Gene Ontology annotation, cellular component: SCF ubiquitin ligase complex. The transcript has 4 exons. Gene Ontology annotation, biological process: proteasome-mediated ubiquitin-dependent protein catabolic process; intracellular signal transduction.
UAUACACAGACAGACUCACUUGUACACAGCAUAUCCCAUUUUUGCGUUGCUUCGUAUUGAAUCAACAGCCCAUCGCAAACACUUGGUUGGCGCGCCGUCGCAGUAGCCCACGGAAAAGUCGCGCAGCAGCCUCGGAACCGCUUUUCCAUCCUUUGUCCGUGCAGUUUGAGCAGAAAGUGCAGAAAGGAAUGAAGCGCUGUUUCGAUGGCGGAGUAAAAAAGACAGUCACACACACACACAUACAGAUAACAGGAGAAAAAUCGAUAGCGCAUCGCGGUUGUCUGCAAAGCGAUGGGAAGAAAAAUGUACAUUUUCCAAGCCACCCAUUUCCCAGUGUAUCUCCCUUUUCGUGUAUGUGUUGUGCGUGUGUGAAAUCCUUGGUUCGACAUCCUGUACCCGGUUGUGUUUCGUGGACCUCCAGCAAACCCCUUUACCCCCGUGCAGUGAACUUCGGCGGGGGAGACUACAGCCCGAAAGUCUCCGCAUGACUCUGAUACUGGUGCUGCUGUUUCUGAAAAACAUUUGCGUGUUUCUGAACAAGCUAGUGCUACGGUGUUACAACUCGUUCCUAAUUCAUCCGACGCACGGCCAUCUGGACGGUGGCAAGUACGGCGGUUACGGUGGCGGUGGAGGAGGAGGCCACAACAGUGCCUUCGGAACAGGGCUCGGCGUACGACCGCGCCGCACCCGUCGCAACCGGGCAGAACUAAUGCACAGCCGGGACGGUGGUAUGUACGGGGACAGCGGUAGAACGCAGCAGUACUACCACCACUACUAAGCGCGCGGUACAUAAUCAGUAGAAUGCAUGAGUGCUAGACCGCCGUCACCGCGUUCGCUCAGGGCCAGAGGUCGCUCCACUGCGUCACGGGGCUGCUCUGGCACGGGAAGAACGACGACAACGACAACGACAAACGCGGGCGUGGUGCCAGCGGCGGUGGUGGCGACGGCGGCAGCGGCAGCGGCAUCGGCGGCUGCGGCGACGGCGGCAGGAGCUGGAACGAACGACGACGAGGACGAGCUGAUGACGAUCAACGAGAACCGGAACGUCGGGAGUGGCCUUGGGCCGCCCGAUACCAUCCACGAACCGAACGCCAACGCUUCCCACCCCUCCAUCUCUUCCCAUUCUUCGUCUUCCUCCGAGACGGGCUCGGUCCACUCGGACGGUGAGCAGCAUUCGGUACUGCUGCUGGAGGACGGGUCGGGCACUUCCGGGCACCAUCCGAUGGAUGCUGGCGGGUGCAACGCUUGCUCGCUGGCGCUGGAAAACAACAACGGCUAUCAGGUGGUGAAGCACGAGCGGCCGCUCGUGAACGGGUGCGAGGACAUGUGGAGCUGGAACAAGCGCGACCGUUCGAAGGAGGUGUGGCUUAGCAGGUCGGACAAUCGGCGGGUGUACUUCCAUCCCAACUGGAGCAAGGGAACGGCCGGCAUACGGGGAACGCGCGUACUCAACAACGGACGCUAUUACUGGGAAAUCAGCCUUUCGCAGCGUGUCUUCGGUACGAGCAUGAUGUUCGGCAUCGGGACGAAAAAGGCACGGCUGCACGUAAACAUGUUCACCAACCUGCUCGGCGAAGAUCGCAACGGUUGGGGUCUCUCGCACAAGGGACUCCUGUGGCAUGGUGGCGUGGCCCGCAACUACACCAAACGCUUCAAGGAAAAUCAGCCCACGAAGAUCGGGCUGCUGUUUGACGGUGUGGCGGGUACGCUCACAUACUACAAGGACGACGUGUGCCUGGGCAUUGCCUUCCGCGGACUGAAUGAGAUCCGAGAACCCCUGUACCCGAUCGUCUGUUCGACGGCAGCCAAAACGGAAAUGUUACUGUCGGAAACGCGCCGUGACUUUGUCAACCUGCAGGAUCGCUGCCGGGCCAUCAUUAUCAAGCACAUUAACACGCGGGAAAAGCUAGACCGUUUGUCGUUGCCGUACUUCAUCAAGAACUAUCUAGCGGAGGCGGUCACGGAGAGUAAUGCGGCGGUAACACCACUCGAACUGCAUCUGAUCGAUCAGUAUCUAUACUGAGUCGUCGACAUGUGGUAGCAGCAUUGUUAUGCCCUGUUUCGUCCAUGUUUUUGCACCUGCGUUGUAGUCGUCGUCUCGUCACCCUAGCGAGCAAUACGAACCACUGCUUCCGUUGUUACGUUGUCUUUUUUGCUGCUCUUUUGUCGAAACAGGGUUUUAAGUUUGUUACUAGUCCUACCUCGUGUAUGUACCGCACGUGGACAACGAACGUCCCGUGUCCCGGUACCCUACGUACACUGGCGUGCCUAGCCAGCCGCCAGUUUCUAGCCAAAUUUCAACACCAGUUUCGUUAAACAGCCUUCAUUUGCGUUGUGCAAAUGUAAAUUUAACUGCAACUGUGUUGCGGUUCGAAUUGUCGUAAUCGAACCGCACGAGUUCCAGCCCGAGUCAGAUCUAGUCAUGAUCUCUACCCAUCAUCCGGUCACCGGUCCGUGGUGACUGAGAAAGUUUAAUAUCCGUGUAAAAGUAUUUUUCGUCAACUGGCGUACACCACCGACAGCCAGAAGUAAAGGAUUGGAAAUCCUUCCAAAAUUUCCACGUAGCUAACCGCUACCAAAGCCACUACUCUGUAAGGUCGACAAGAAAAGCUUCCCUGGGAAAUGGACGGGCACUGUGGGUGUGGACACCAACCACACAUAUUUCCUCGUUCAUGCUGUACAUAAUUAUUUGCAUUAGGGUAAUUUGUCCCGGUAACCUUACGAAUAGUACCAAAGAAAAGAGAAACAAAAAAACACCGAGGGAAUGUGGGUAAAAUCUUGUGUGGCAAAGUUAGUAUUUCUCGAGUGUGAAGUGAUGAGUGUGCAUAAGCAUUUUGGGCGUGAAUGAGCUUUCUUAGGGCGUGUGCGGGAAAACGGUUUUCCAUUUUCUGAUGAGCAGAUUAAAAAUUAUGCCGUUUUUUAAUUUACCCUUGUGAUAUGUUAAACAUGCGUUGCUAGUCAGUUACAUGCUUUUGCGUCUAACAAUUGGAUCUUUGGAGUUUAUAGGUUUUUUUUAUUAAAUAAUUUGUUUAUAAAAUUGCGCUUGUACACACAGUAUGUGAUCGGAUGAAGUGUGUACGAGCCGAAUUAUGUUUUUUAUACCUCAACUUUUUUAUGCAAUGAAAGAUUUUACACUAUUUAUAUACUUUUAUAUUUAUGUUAAGCAUUUGAAUUGUUUUCUAUUGUAUUUUGAGUUACCAUUAUCUGUCGGUUAGUCAGAAAAAAACCACACCCGUUAUCAGUAUGAAUGUGAACCGAUUCAAAAUUUUUACCAAAAAAAAUAAGGACGAUAAAUAGUCGCCUGGGGGGAAAAAGAAGGGCAUCAACACUAAACCAAAAACGAAAAAAAACUCUUUUUAGGUUGAAAAUAUUAUCUUCUGUUUCAAAAUUUAAAAAACGGGACACGAUCGGCGCUCGAUCGCCCGCACUCGUUGCCACAAGCACGGGUGCACGAUCCUGCCACGAUCGGCCCCAAAAAACGGAGCACAAAUGUAAACUAUGAAUUUUUGGAAUUUAAGCAAAAUAGAUGAAGAUUAUACUAGUAGUGAAGAAAGAAAAAGCAAAAAAGUUUAGGGAAAAACUUGUAAGGCAAAAAUAGGACCUAGGCGGGCACACAUUCGGUGGUGGCACCUUUUUGUGGAGAAAGGUUUAGGCAAAAUUAUUUAGGAUUAGGGGUUGAUAUGGUAAAGAGCUCGAGCGCGGAAGGCUACCGCUCCUACCAUUUCAACUAACUUUGGCAACUGGUUUAAGGCGCAAAAUUACCACCCCAAGAGAAGUGUAAGAAAUCGUACCGAAUCGUACAUAUUGGCAACCGCAUUUUUGGUAUUUACGGUGUGAGCGUGUUUGAAUGUAUGUGUGUGUGUGUGAGUGUAAGGAUUAGGAGCAGUGCUGUGGGUUACCUUAGGCGAGAGGGGAUCAAUUUGGGUUUGAUCCUUCUUUGUUUUUCCGAUCCCCGAAGCAAUCCCCCGCUUCACUUCAAAUUGAGUAACUUAAGGGUUGAUUUUAAACACCUACCCCUCCAUCUCCUUAGCAGCGAAAACCGAGAUCGAUUCCCCAUAAAAGGAUCGAUCUCAAAAGCGCACACAUAGUAAAAUUGUUUAAAAGGUGUUAUGUGAGGUAAUGUACGAGUUUUGUUUUUAACAUCGUUUUUACACAUCCCAAACAUGUGUGCUUAUGCCAUAUCAGCAAGCGCCCAACCACCACCCACCCGGAAGUGGCGUAAAAUGGGAGAUGGUUGCUCCCGAGCGCAUUUUCUUACACAGCAUCUCGCAUUACAAUGGCACACAUUGGGUCGAUGCUAUGCCGGCACCCCGUUACCAUCUUUGUGCUGUGUCACCGUGAAAAUUCAACGUGUGGUCCGUUUAAUGGAAGAUCGUUGCGUAAAAAGGAACCCUUUCGUGAGUGGCCACUGACGAAAAGGUUUAUUUUUCUCACCUUCAUGGUAGUGAAGUGUGUGAGGGGUUUAGGUCCACAAUGGUGCCUUGCUAUUGUGCAGCUAAAGCCAACAAACAGAAAUACACAUUCCAGACAUAAACAGAUUCCAGACAAAUUACACAACAUCCCAGACACUACAUUACACUAAGUUGCGUGACACUACCAAUAUUGUUAUAGAGCGUACCCAUCCAAUGUCUUACAGUAUCGGUAAAAAAAAACGUAAAAAAAAAACAAAAAACAUACAAAAAACCACGCAAUGCCUCAAACUUGCAAGUAGGUUCAUGUAACGGGCGGGGCUAACGUGGCCACUAGUUUUGCUGUACUGCGAGCAUCAGCAGUACAGGGAACGGAAACCAAAAAAAAAAAUAAAACUACCAAAUGAUGUAAAAUGUCAAACAAAAAAAAAA